UUGACUUUUUAUAGAAAAAUAGUAGAGAUAGAGAUAGAGAUAGAGAUAUAUAAACAGAGCACAUAUGCGAGUCCUCUUCGUCUUAUGCUCUGCUCAGAACAUCGAAUUAGACUAUGGGAAACACCGUGCAAAAGAAUCAGAGAAACCAAGAGAGACAUCCGGAAGAAGAGGAAUCAAAAGAAGACGACACAUCAACCUUCACUUGCGAGAUAUGUAUCGAACCCAUGUUAUCAUCGUCAACCAAGAAAUUCAAGAACAACAAGAAGUGUGUUCAUCCAUUCUGCACAGAUUGCAUGAUGAAGUACAUCCAAGUGAAGGUGGAGGAGGACAGCGUCGCCAACGUCCCAUGUCCGGCACUGAAUUGCGAGCAGCUCUUAGAUCCUCUCUCCUGCAGGGCGGUCGUGCCAGCAAAACUGUUCGACAAGUGGUGCGAUGUGCUGUGCGAGUCGGCCGUUCUAGAGUUGGAAAGAUGUUACUGCCCGAAUCCGAAUUGCUCGGCUCUGGUUGUGAACGAAUGUGGAGGGAAUGUUAAGAAAUCAGUGUGUCACAAUUGCAAGAGGCCGUUCUGUUUCCACUGCAAGCUUCCAUGGCACUCCGGCUAUCCAUGCGAAGAGAGUGGAGAGAUUAGAAAUAGGAAUGAUGUUGAGUUCGGAAUACUUGUAGAGAGGAGAAAUUGGAUGAGAUGUCCCCGCUGCCUCCAUUGCAUUGAACGUGUUAUAGGUUGCAGAAGUGUUACAUGCAGAUGUGGGGCCAAUUUUUGCUACGUCUGUGGAAGCGAGAUUAAAAAUCUUCGGUGCAACUGCAAUCGCAAGUGCUGUGCAUGCUGUCUCAUGUUUUUUUUUAUUGUAUUGUUUAUACUAAUCACUGUUAUACUUAUCAUGAUUUUUAAAAAAUUGAACUAAGUAAAGUUUUAUUGAGAGAAUCAAAUUAUUUAUAUUUUAUAGGAACUAUAUUACCUUUUUUUUUUUUUUUUUCUUCUUCUUCUUUUGUUACAUCAUCAUAUAUGGAGUAAAUUUAAUUUGCUUACCUCCUAAACUAGGAACUAGGG
Cornus florida is the source of this 1048-nucleotide messenger RNA. RefSeq names its product E3 ubiquitin-protein ligase RSL1-like. Gene Ontology annotation, biological process: positive regulation of proteasomal ubiquitin-dependent protein catabolic process; protein polyubiquitination; ubiquitin-dependent protein catabolic process. The transcript has 2 exons. Lineage: Eukaryota; Viridiplantae; Streptophyta; Magnoliopsida; Cornales; Cornaceae. Gene Ontology annotation, molecular function: ubiquitin protein ligase activity; zinc ion binding; ubiquitin conjugating enzyme binding. The coding region runs from base 114 to 902 and encodes 262 amino acids. The record is from RefSeq and is a predicted model, not a curated record. Gene Ontology annotation, cellular component: ubiquitin ligase complex; cytoplasm.